Molecule: messenger RNA, 1758 nt
Organism: Seminavis robusta
Lineage: Eukaryota; Bacillariophyta; Bacillariophyceae; Naviculales; Naviculaceae
Source: the annotation of a GenBank genome assembly
AUGGAUUAUCGCAAACCAUCCGAAGCAGGACCUUCGAACAAUACUAGUGCAUUGGACGCAUUGGAAGCACCACAUCCACGUGAGUUUUUUCACGACGAAAGCGAAAUGAAGAGUUUAGCGGAAGAGUUGCCAACGGUAGCAGAGGAAGAACAAUCUGGUCUCCUGCCGCCCAUCGAUUAUACCGGUACGGCUCCCGGCGAUGAUUAUGCAGCACCCGAUAUCGAGCAGCCUGUCAACAAUAGUAUAGAGGAGGGCUUUGAAGAUGAGCCAGCAGUGCAAGAGCAUCAAGCAAUGGAAGAAGAACAGGAAGACCUUAUGGACCGGAAACUACCUGCCAUCGAUAAUCAUGUUAUGCAACCUCUUGACGAAAUAAUGGAAGCGGAAGAAGAUCGGAAAAUGCCAGCCAUGGAACCUAUGCUCAAGGCUCCCCCUCCGCCGCAAGUUCCUGAGGAGGCGCCAGCUCCAACCUUGCUCAAGCCCCCACCACCGGAUUCUGCCCCAUCCUGGAACCAUCUGAAAUCACCACCGCCUCCGUUAGGCGAAACGUCCGCGUCGGAUGAAGAUGCCGCCGCUCCUGAUCAUGCGGCUUUUAUUCCUCCCGCGCCUGCAACAAUGGAUCCUGAUGAAGCUGCCAAAGCGGCUGCUGCUGCCCACCAACCAGCGACAAAGCCAGGGGCGGUAGCUAGUAGUAGUCAAGAAGAAGCAGAUGCUAAAGCCAAAGAAAUGGCAGCCAAGGAACGGGGCGAGGAUGAACCACUGCUUCAACCACAACAACAACCACCAAAACAGCAACAGCCUACUAAGAAAAAGCGAGAAAUUAACAAGGACUUCCAGGAUGUUCAAAAAACCGGCAAAUGGGGUGAGAUUAGCAAGGCAGAAUUAUAUGGAAUUGGAGCGUUUGUGCUGGCCGUGAUUGUCAUUGUCGUCGUGGUCGUUUCCGUGGUAGCCACACGAGAUCGAACCGAGGAAGAAACGGUGCUACCCGCCACCAUGCCACCGACACCCGCCGUUACACCACAACCUCCCGAGGAAAAACUCCCCAUUUUAUUGGAGAUUUGGAAAAACAACCCGGUGACAUCCCAAAUCAACUUGAUCAACGACCCAUUGUAUUAUUAUUAUCAUGAUGAUGACACAGAAGAUGCACUACAAAAGAAAGAUUGUGCCACGGCACCGCUGGAAUGUGCCAUGUCCUGGUUGUUGUAUCAAGAUGACUUUCCACCUCCCACCGAUCAUGUCGGCACUCGAUUUGCCUUGGCCAAUUUCUACUAUGCAUUGCGGGGAGAUAAUUGGAACCAAAAUACCAACUGGUUGACCAGUUCCAGCUAUUGUGAUUGGUAUGGGAUCACCUGUAAUCGGGGGCGGACCCAGGUGGAAGAAAUCGAUUUUGAUGGAAAUAACCUGCAAGGAGAAAUUCCGCUGGCACUCGCGUUAGUCAGCCAAGUUACCGUGAUAUCACUCAAGGACAAUGCUAUUGGUGGAAACUUGCCGGGAGAUGUCUUUGCGGCCAUGCCCAAUCUCUUUGUCUUGUAUGCACAAGACAACAACUUUACUGGACCGAUCCCGGACAAUCUUCGCGACAACAAAUCCCUAGUCUUGUUGUUUAUCCAACACAACAAUUUCGAGGGACCCUAUCCACCGGCAUAUUGCUCUGCUGGAGAAAACGAACUUGGACCCGUCUUCCCAGAGUUUAGUGUGGAUUGCGACAAAAAUCCAUGUCCUCCUACCUGCUGUGAGCCCAAGAAUUGCUUUUACACGUAA